GUGCGCCUGCGCACUGCCGAAGCGCACGUGUUCGAGCCGGAAAUGCCCGCUGGAGCUCGAGUUUCCUAGGGAUGGAAACCGUCAUGGAGUCGCAGAGCGCGGGAGCCGAGGAUGACUUCACCCAAGUCACCGGCAAGGGUGGCCGGCGGGCGAAGAAACGGCAGGCUGAGCAGCUGUCCGCGGCGGGGGAGGGCGGUGACGCGGACAGCAUGGGCACGGAGGGCGUACCGCCCGCGAAGAGGCCCGUCUUCCCGCCCCUCUCCGGAGACGGUUUCCUGGGUGGGAAAGGAGAAACAAGGAAAAUUCCAGUCCCAGCCAACAGAUACACGCCAUUAAAAGAGAACUGGAUGAAAAUAUUUACUCCUGUUGUAGAACAUUUGAGCCUUCAGAUACGCUUUAACUUGAAAUCGAGGAAUGUAGAAAUCAGGACUUGUAAAGAAACCAAGGAUGUCAGUGCCCUGACAAAAGCUGCUGAUUUUGUGAAAGCCUUUAUUCUUGGGUUUCAGGUGGAGGAUGCCCUUGCUCUCAUUAGGUUGGAUGAUCUCUUUCUGGAGUCUUUUGAAAUUACAGAUGUUAAGCCCCUAAAGGGAGACCACCUGUCGAGGGCAAUAGGAAGAAUAGCUGGCAAAGGAGGAAAAACCAAAUUUACCAUAGAGAAUGUGACACGGACACGAAUAGUUUUGGCUGAUGUGAAAGUUCACAUCCUUGGCUCUUUCCAAAACAUUAAGAUGGCAAGAACUGCCAUUUGCAACCUCAUCCUAGGAAAUCCCCCAUCAAAGGUUUAUGGCAAUAUUCGAGCCGUGGCUAGCAGAGCAACAGAUCGAUUCUGAUUUUAAAUCAGAGACUAUUUAUCUUGUCUUGGACUGUAGAGAAAAAGACCUUACCCUUUGCCAAGUGGUCAGAAGAAACCAUGUGGAAGAAUUUUUCAGCCACUUUAAGUAUUGGUCCCUUCUUCCAUUCUCAACCAGAAGCAUAAACACAAGGAAAGGUUUGACAGUAUUCACAACUCAACAGCUUUGAGGAUAUUUAAAUAUCAAAAUUCAGUACCGUUAUUUUGCUUACAUAUUAAUUACAAUUUUUUUUCCAUUUUAAAUUAUGUAGAUUUUCAGUUUAUAGAUUUUUAGCUUUUUAUAAGUUUAUAAACAUUUCUUCUCUAUGAGUUGUAAUUAAAAGACUCAGAGAGCCUCUCUAUGACUCUUAAUACUGAGUGGUGGGUGACUAUUGUAGAAUUAGCUCAUAAGCAACAGUUUGGGAUAUACUGUGUGAAUCACGAAAGGCUAAUCUUUGUACCUGUUUUGUAGUUUGGAAAAUAAAAAGACUACACAAGG
Molecule: messenger RNA, 1328 nt
Organism: Manis pentadactyla (Chinese pangolin)
Lineage: Eukaryota; Metazoa; Chordata; Mammalia; Pholidota; Manidae
Gene: PNO1
Product: partner of NOB1 homolog
Exons: 7
Coding region: 72-830 (252 amino acids)
Cellular component (GO): nucleolus
Molecular function (GO): RNA binding
Source: RefSeq, a predicted model, not a curated record